Messenger RNA from Saccharomycopsis crataegensis, 195 nucleotides. RefSeq lists its product as uncharacterized. Bases 1 to 195 code for a protein of 64 amino acids. Lineage: Eukaryota; Fungi; Ascomycota; Saccharomycetes; Ascoideales; Saccharomycopsidaceae. The transcript has a single exon. The record is from RefSeq and is a predicted model, not a curated record.
AUGCCUUUUUAUACUUCCUCGACGUCACCUUCAAUAUUCCCUUCAAACAAUGGAAUCAAAUGGAAUCAUAGAAUUUCACAAUUCGAGUUUUUUGAUGAAAUUAUUCAGAGUGGAAAGUCAGUGUAUAGGAGAAGAUCCGAAAGGAUGGGACUUUUGGGGCUUAAUGUCCUUGGAGGUGGCCUUAGUAUUGGAUAA